This is a messenger RNA of Apiotrichum porosum, 1821 nucleotides long. RefSeq lists its product as uncharacterized. NCBI's taxonomy places the organism in Eukaryota, Fungi, Basidiomycota, Tremellomycetes, Trichosporonales, Trichosporonaceae. The coding region runs from base 1 to 1821 and encodes 606 amino acids. Gene Ontology annotation, molecular function: acyltransferase activity, transferring groups other than amino-acyl groups. The record is from RefSeq and is a predicted model, not a curated record. The transcript has 5 exons.
AUGGCGUCCGUCUCCUCGCCUCCGAUGCAGCGCAAGCUGUACGCUCACGAGCCACGUACACUCCUCACCCUCCUGCGCGGAUACAUGCCGUUUUCGAUUUCGGUCGUGUCUACCAUCGUAGCAAACCCGUCGGCCAACGACCACAGCCCAGACCCCAACUGUCCGGUCCUGGCACCCAUAUACGCGACCUUCCCUCCUCUAGCAGGAGGAGGAGACCUGACUCGUGAAUCCCUAGCCGCUGCUGGUAUCGGAGAGUACGACUGGCUCGUGGCCGUGUCAUUGCCCGCGCCCAGUGUUCAGCUGCGCAUCCAUCACAACCUCGUGUCUGCCCCCACCGAAGUCCAGACUCUCGACGCGAUAGAGGCCGCUCGGGACGUGUAUAGGGAGGCCAUGCGCCAAAUGUUCACCCUGUUUCCGACUCACUUGAAGGUGGGCAGUGUACACGAGAUGUUCCUCGACGCAGCGAUCAGCGUCGCUGGUGGACCCCGCCGCCCACCUGUGUGGAUGUACGUCGCACCAAACAUGGGUGCUGGUCCUACGGUGGUGGACGUUUCGGACGUGCCGCCAUAUGAAGACGAGUUGGUUCUCGCAAGCGGCAACCCCGCAGACGCGACACUUAUCCACUCAACCAACCCAUACCGGUCCGCAGAGUACUAUGCCGCCAGGUCGGCGUAUACGACAUCGCUGCGUCCUCGCACACCGGAUGGGUCAUAUUCUGAGCCUGCAGCUUGGGUCAUGACGCACGGUGAUGGUAGCCUCGGUGCGCUUUGGACCCAACCCGACUACCGCCGUCGAGGGCUCGCCAAGGUCAUCGUUGCGAGCCACUUGGCAGAGGACGAAGCGCGCGGUGGUGACAGCUACCGCAAACUCGCCAUGUUGAGACGGUUCAAAUCCAACUCGUCAACUACCUCUGUGACACCGUCCAUAACGUCGACGCUCGUCAACCAACCGCAGAAUGUCCAGCCUGCUGUGUCGACGAGCGCAGCGAGGCCAAGCUUGUUCCGGCGUAUCGUUCCCCCGAGCCUGAUGGUCAACCAGGACCAUGUUGAUUACCUCGUCGGCCUCAGCUUCUCGCCUGACCUUGCCCGUCAAGCGGUGAUAGACUCGAAAGGCGAUCAAGAGCGCGCCCUCGAACUUGCAAUCCACGCCUCCCACGGCCCUGCCGCUCCACCAGAGGACAACAAGGCAGACUGCAGGAUCUGCGCGGCCGAAGUGGCCAACGCCGCCGAGGCCAGCCAGACUCUCAUCGAAGUCCGCAAGCGCAUGAACAGCGGCCGCUUGUCAUGCGUCCAUGUCCCCUUCCUCGAGGCACUGAGGCGGAAAGGCUUCCACCGUGAGAUUGCCGCACGGGCACUGUACCUGUCGGGCGGCGACCUCAACGUUGCCAAGAAGUACAGCUUCCACAUUCAACAAGGCCACAUCCUGCUGAACGGCGCCUGUGAUCGAUGUGACGCCGCCUGGAGCCGCGUCGGGCCGUUGCCAGAAAGCAAGGAGAAGGCGGCCAUGGACCGAAACGUGAUCGCACAGGCUAUGCGUGACGAAAACUCGCUGGCUAUCCUCCGCGCAUUGGGACAUACACCUCAGGUUUCCAAAGUCGCUCUUCGUGACGGCAGAGGCGACCUGUUACUUGCGGCCGACCUUGCAGACCACAUCUCGGCAGGACACAGUCGCAACCUGCCACAGCAACCGACUGGGUGUCUCGCGUGCAUCGAGGAGAGGGGACGGGUCGAUGCCGAAGAAGCACGGAAGCGCAUGUUGGAGCACGACCGUCAAGUUACCAAGGCCCACCGUGCACUGAAAGGGCGAAAGUCCGGCGGUUAA